UGUGACAUGUUGGCCGCGCGUCUUUCCAGUGUUGGCGGGUGUUUGUUGACUGCCAGACCCGGGGAGGUUUGCCUCACGUUUUAGUGCAACAGUCUUUACUAGUUGUAACCGCGUUCGCUUAUAAAUAACAACAAUAUGUCUCACUUGGCUAGAAGUAGAAGAUGUGACGGAAACAACACUGAACUGGAGGACAGGUCUCAUGGCCCAUCACGGUGGUCUCAAUGCAGAAAACGUGGCAUUGAUGGAAGCUUGCGGUCCAAGAGAAGUGAUGACGAUGGCGAAGAUGACACUAACAACAGAAAUGCCAGUUUUACCACUCCAGAAAGCAGAGCCCCAGUGUCUCGCAUUGCUCGACAGGCUGACUGGGGCAGCCAGGUGGAGGAUGACGAGAUGAGGAGAGAUGUGCAGAGAGACAUGCAGCGUUACAGGAGGAGGAUACUCGCUGCAGAAGUCACCCAAAGAGAGAGAAAGACAUCUUCUGGCUCUUCUGGCAGCUGUGACUCCAAAGAGGGGGACAACGUGGAAAUGGAUGAGGCUGUGUUGCUACGACGACAGAAGCAGAUCAACUACGGCAAGAAUACACUGGCCUAUGAUCGAUAUGUCAAGGAAGUUCCCAAGCACAUGCGACAGCCAGGUGUUCAUCCUAAGACUCCCAAUAAGUUCAGGAAAUACAGUCGCCGUUCCUGGGACCAGCAGAUCAAGCUGUGGAAGGUUAAGCUACAUGCGUGGGACCCACCAACAGAAGAGGGAGGAGAAGUCAAUGCCAGUCACGUCGAAGAGCUCCGUUUUGAGGACGUCAUGGACAUUGAGAUCGACUUUCCUGUAUUAUCAGAUACUGGGAAUGGUACAUGCUCGUUCAGCACUCACAACCUGUCAGUGGAGGAUGAUGACUGUGCAGGAACUCCAGUCAAAAUGCAGAAGACCGAAACCACAGCGGAGCUUGACAUGCUGUAGCUCUAGUUUAUUGUUCGCCUUGUUGUCAAAUGUUCAUACACAUGUCAAAUUGUCUACUUUAAAUCCCCCAACAGUAAAUCUUUUGGUUUUUCUAUCAUGAAAGCCUCUGUUCCAGUUAGAAACUACUUGAUCGUCACAUGCACUCUCAGUAGUGCCUUACUAGAACAUAGUUUUUUUUUUUUU
Messenger RNA from Hippocampus comes (tiger tail seahorse), 1137 nucleotides. RefSeq names its product stem-loop histone mRNA binding protein (gene slbp). The record is from RefSeq and is a predicted model, not a curated record. Gene Ontology annotation, molecular function: mRNA binding; histone pre-mRNA stem-loop binding. The coding region runs from base 136 to 954 and encodes 272 amino acids. NCBI's taxonomy places the organism in Eukaryota, Metazoa, Chordata, Actinopteri, Syngnathiformes, Syngnathidae. Gene Ontology annotation, biological process: mRNA transport; mRNA 3'-end processing by stem-loop binding and cleavage. The transcript is spliced from 8 exons. Gene Ontology annotation, cellular component: histone pre-mRNA 3'end processing complex; cytoplasm.